Pseudophryne corroboree (corroboree frog) is the source of this 1697-nucleotide messenger RNA. Its product is annotated as zinc finger protein 474-like. Lineage: Eukaryota; Metazoa; Chordata; Amphibia; Anura; Myobatrachidae. The transcript has 4 exons. Bases 259 to 1539 code for a protein of 426 amino acids. The record is from RefSeq and is a predicted model, not a curated record.
ACUGACAUUCCUGUGGAGUAAGGAGGACAGAGGCAGCAGCAGGUGCAGGCAAGCUGACCCAUAUCCCUCUUUUUAAGAUGGGAGAACUUAUUACUGAAUGUAAAUAAAAUGUAAUUUUGAGAAGAUAAAUAAGCCCAUCAGAAAGGUGCUAGUCCUUUAUAAACACUGAAUAUGGAGAGAAUACCAUGCAAAAAUUAUAUCUAGCCUUCAAAAGAAGUUAAUCAAAACACAUCCAACUUAAACAACGUACAGUAUCUAAUGACCAAUAGCAAAGAAACAAGUAGGACCACUAAAGACGUAGAUGAAAAGUCAGUAUCACGUGUCCGUAGACCUAUCAGACCAGAGACUGCUAUAUUAGUUAAAAGAUCUACCAAAACUAUGUCCCAGAAUCAGGCCAACAGACCAGUUAUCCCUCCCAGAAGACCAGGUUUUAAAGUAUGCUACAUUUGUGGAAGGGAAUUUGGCUCAAAAUCAGUUGCCAUACAUGAACCCAAAUGCCUGGAGAAAUGGCACGUAGAGAAUAAACGUCUCCCAAAGUCUCUCCAACGAGCAGCUCCAAUAAAACCCCAGACUUCUGCAGAUGCCUCUGAUGAUGCUGAGAAUGCCGCAGCCUGGCAAAGUUCCCAAGCACAGCUUAUACCAUGUGGAAACUGUGGUCGUACAUUCCUACCCGAGCGGCUUCUUGUGCACCAGAAAAGUUGCAAACCAACCGGCAAGAGUUUAGGAUCUCCACAUUCCACAAUUAGCAACUCAAUGACAAAUCCCAGUUCCAUAACAACAUCAAAAACAGACAGUGUGUCUUCCGAUACUAAGACUCCAAUAAAGCCAAAAACAUUAGUAUGUUACAUAUGUGGACGGGAGUUUGGCACUAAAUCUCUCCCAAUUCAUGAACCAAAGUGUCUUGAGAAAUGGAAAAUCGAAAAUGAUAAAUUACCUAAAGGGCAACGAAGGCCCAUUCCCCAGAAACCUCAAAUGGAUUUCUCUGAUCAGACUAGCAGGGAAGAACAAAAUAAAGCAGCCUGGCAGAGCUUUAAGAAUCAACUGUUGCCGUGUCCAAACUGUGGUAGAACCUUUGCAAGUGACCGCCUGAUAGUCCAUCAAAGAAGUUGCAAGGAUAAAGCAGGAGGUCCAAGCGGCAAAAAUAUUACUAUGCAUGCCAAUAAACAAAUGCAAAAAAAUGAAGAGACAGAAAGCACAAAUCAGAAGCCUGCAGUAAUAAAACCACCACCCACAGUUGUAUGCUACAUAUGUGGCCGUGAGUUUGGCACAAAAUCUAUCAACAUCCAUGAACCCCAGUGCUUAAAGAAGUGGCAUCUGGAAAAUGAAAAAUUACCUAAGAAUUUGCAAAGACCUGAACCAAAGAAGCCAGAAGUCAGAGCGAUUGGGGCAAAAGGCUCCUACGAUCUUGUUGCUUUAAAUGAGGCUGCCUGGCAGAGUGCCCAGAGCCAACUGGUUGCAUGCAAUAUCUGUGGACGUACCUUCCUGCCAGACAGACUUCUUGUCCACCAGCGGUCCUGUAAAGUGAAGAAAACAAAGUAGUGCGAGUCACAGUCCCGUCUAAUAAUGUAAUACAGGACUUGAGGGAACUGUAAAAUCUCUGCACAGUAAGUGUGCCUUCAGGAUAACGCAUUACAUUGUUAUAUUGGCAAUGACGUGAUUACCAUUGGUUACCAUAUUAAAUGCUGAGAAAAUUCUGA